This is a messenger RNA of Closterium sp. Naga37s-1, 2691 nucleotides long. NCBI's taxonomy places the organism in Eukaryota, Viridiplantae, Streptophyta, Zygnematophyceae, Desmidiales, Closteriaceae. The record is from the annotation of a GenBank genome assembly.
AUGGGCCCCUCCUGCAACCCUAACGUCGCCGUCAUGCUCGAGGGCCGGUCGCUCGCCAUGGGCGCCAAGAAGCUCUCCAUGAGCUGGUGGACCGUGAAGGACGCAUCUGACCGGGAGAACGGCGACGCGCGCUCGAAUCUGUUUCUCGACGACGAUCCGUGGAAAUGCGACGCGAGCGACUCGCACGGCGAUUGCCCUGUGCGACGAGCCGACGCCGUCUUCGUGGCCGCGGUACGUGGGGAGUGGAGGGCUGCUGAGGGCUCUGUGUCGCAGCGCUUGCACGCGGUGUGCGCGGCGUAUGCGCUGACGGCCGUCACCAACAUGCCAACGCUCGCCCUCUGGCCCGCCGACCGCCACCUGCCCGCCACCACCUUCCGCCACCUCUUCCGCCUCGCGGGCGACCCCGCGCCUUCCCCCUCGUCAUCCCGCGCGCGCGGCGAGAGCGGGCGCGAGGGGAGCGUGUGGGUGCAGGACACGCCCGCUGAGGCGGGCAUGCUGAGGCGCGCGCUCAAGGGCCGCCGACGGGUGGCGUUCAAGCCGUGCAAGAACUCGACGGACGGCCAGUCCGCCAGCGGCCUGCCGUUCAAGGUCUUUCUGUCGCCGGCCGUGCGGGAGAAAUCCACCGGCCCCCUGCGCGUGGACGCGUUCGCGUUCGAGCGCGAGGUGGACACGUGUCUGGCCGCGAUUCGCCCGUCGGCCGCCGUGGCGGCAAUGGUGGUGGAGGAGGACCUCGCGCGCGUGGCGGCGUCGAGCGCUGUGCUGGUUGACGUGAGUGCGCCACCUUCCUUUCCCUUUCCUCAUUUCCGCUGCCCCCCUCCUUUCCCCUGCACCCCUCCUUUCCCCCUGCACACUGGCAACAAUGGCACCUCUCUCCUCCUCGCGCUCUUCACCCACCAGCAUCUGACACAAGGCGUGUGCUCCGGGUGCACCGCCAACUCCAACCGUUCUGCACCGCACUGCACCAUGCGCCGAGUCACAAUGGAGUAUCUAUACGACCCAGCAGUGAGCUUCACAGCGGGAGGCCUCAACACGUCGGACCUCACGGUUCUCAGCAGCUACUUCAGCCCUCUCAGAACCCCUCUCGUGCUCAAGAGCACCCAGCAGCGGAAUGCGUCGUGCCGCGUCGGGGGAGUGGAGGGGAGGGAAGAGGGGGAGGGUGAGAGGAGGGAGUUGGUGGAAAGUGGGGAGGAGGACCGGGUGGUAAGCGGAGUGAAUGGGAGCGUGGUGGCGGCAGGAGGAGGUGCAGGGCUGGUGGUGCAACGCGGGGCAGAUCGAGCGCUUGGGGCGCAUGUGACGCGGUGUAGCCAGCUGCAGGUGAGUUGCCAUGCACCAGGGCGCACGGUUCUGAGAGAUCUCGUCUCAGGAGGGAACGAUGUGAGGGACCAAGGGAGCAGCGACUUGAGCAGUGGCUCACUCACUCAGCUUCCGUUGUCCGUCUGCUUCACUAUUCUAGAGCUCUUCACGCUCAGCUUCGCCCGCGGGCUGCUGGCAGUCAACCGGUCCUCCUUAGAAGCGCGCUUCGUUACAGCGCAAGGCCGCGCGCGGUCGGCGUCGUUUGGAGUGCACCGGUCGGUUUGUGAGUCGGUGGAGCUGCGGCCAAUCACGAAGCAGAAGUGGGCCAUGUUCACCCAAGUGGAAGGUAAGAUGUCGCCCACUGCCUUGCGUGCAGCUCACCAGUGUUCACAUCUCACCACUUUCAGCAAACGCUGCAUGGACCCUCACCAACUCUCACCAUGCAUCUCAUAUCCCACCCAACCGUUCUCCCUUCUCUCCCAAUGCAGAGCACCCCACGCCCCUCUCUUGAAAAUUCAAAGCUCAAGUGCUCCACUCAUCAUGCCCGUUCCAUAUCCCUUGCCAUUCUUUCUCGCAUUCUUUCCGUGCGCCCCUCUCACAGAGAAGCUCAAGCUAGUGGUGUGCACGAUGCCCAAGGUGGCGGCCAACUCAUGGCUCAUGUGGCUGCGCGCCAUGCUGGGGCAGCCGCACCCCGAGGACCCCAUCCUCGCGCUGGACCCGCGGCGGUCGGGCUGGCACAUGCUGACGCUGCACUUCACGGAGCAGCAGGCGGUGCAGCAGGUGACCCGGCCGGACUUCUUCAAGUUCACGUUCGUUCGCAACCCCUUCUCACGGGUCCUCUCCGCCUACUCCAACAAACUCGUCAUCACGGAUGCGCCCAACAACAAGACCGGCCCGGGCUCCCGCGAGUACUGGAACGAGGUGAGGCACAUGGUGCAUGCCAGGUGCAGGGAGUCUUGGAACGAGCAAUUCUUCAAGUACAUUCGGCCGCAUUGGGAGAAGGUGAAGGGAAAGGACGACCUGGUGUCCUUCCCUGACUUCGUGAAGCUCGUGGCGAAGCUCAUGCAGAACCACCGCUGGCGCAUGGACCGCCACAUCGCAUCCCAGUCGGACAUUUGCUUCAUGGACAAGAUCAAGUACGACUUUGUGGGGCGGUUUGAGAAUCUGGAGGAGGAUGCCAAGUAUGUGGUGAACCGAUUCGGAGGCGACCAUCUCGACAUCUUCAACUUCGGCGUCAACGCGCACCAGACCCGUGCCGACGAGAAGCUCGCAAAAAAAUACGACAAGGAAACAUACGAGUUGGUGAAGCGAGUGUUUGCGCGCGAUCUACACAUCCCUCUCAACAACAUCACUCAACAAGCCCCCUCUGUCCUUGUGGAGAUGUUCGAGACAAAAUAA